Molecule: messenger RNA, 1185 nt
Organism: Lathyrus sativus (Indian pea)
Lineage: Eukaryota; Viridiplantae; Streptophyta; Magnoliopsida; Fabales; Fabaceae
Source: the annotation of a GenBank genome assembly
AUGGAGGCAACAAUGUCGGCGUGUAAAUCUCUUACUUCACCGUCCACCGUUCCCGUCGUCACUGGUUUAUUUACGGCGAGAGGAGGAUUCAACAAGAAUUCGCGUUCUCAGUGUAGUUUCUUAUCGGGAACUAACAAGGUGAAGUUUCCUAGGCAAAUUUCUCGACCUUGUAGACAACGCCGAACACCUCAUUCUGGUGCUCUUCGUGUAACUUGUGGUGUUGAAAAGAUCUUGAUCGCGAAUAGAGGCGAAAUCGUUGUUCGUGUUAUUCGUACUGCUCAUGAAUUAGGGAUUCCUUGUGUUGUUGUUUAUUCCACAAUUGAUAAGGAUGCUCUUCAUGUUAAAUUGGCUGAUGAAGCUGUUUGCAUUGGUGAAGCUCCCAGUAGUCAAUCGUAUUUGCUGAUGUCAAAUGUUUUGGCUGCUGCUACUAGCCGCAAUUGCACAAUGUUGCAUCCUGGAUAUGGUUUCCUUGCUGAGAAUGCUGGGUUUGUUGACAUGUGCAUAGCACAUGGAUUAAACUUUAUUGGGCCUAAAUCUGACAGUAUUCGGGUUAUGGGUGACAAAGCAACUGCAAGAGAAACAAUGAAGAAAGCAAAUGUUCCUACUGUUCCAAGAAGUGAUGGGCUUUUGCAGAGCACUGAAGAAGCUAUCAGGCUAGCACACAAAAUUGGUUUCCCUGUGAUGAUCAAGGCAACCGCAGGUGGUGGAGGACGAGGUAUGCGUCUUGCUAAUGUACCUGAGGAGUUUGUGAAGUUAUUACAGCAAGCUAAGAGUGAGGCAGCUGCUGCAUUUGGAAAUUAUGGGGUUUAUUUGGAGAAGUACGUUCAAAAUCCAAGGCACAUUGAGUUCCAGGUUCUUACUGAUAAAUAUAAUAAUGUUGUUCACUUUGGAGAGCGUGAUUGUAGUAUCCAGAGGCGUAAUCAAAAACUGCUUGAAGAAGCGCCAUCUCCCGCAUUGACCCCAGAGUUACGGAAGGCAAUGGGAGAUGCAGCAGUUAAAGCUGCUGAAUCUAUUGGGUACAUAGGUGUUGGAACGGUUGAGUUCCUUUUGGACGAAAGGGGUUCUUUUUACUUCAUGGAGAUGAACACUCGUAUCCAGGUUGAACAUCCCGUGACAGAAAUGAUUUCCUCCAUUGAUUUGAUAGAAGAGCAAAUUCGUGUAGCUCUGGGCGAAAGGCUUCGAUAA